Messenger RNA from Telopea speciosissima, 2590 nucleotides. Its product is annotated as TOM1-like protein 9. Gene Ontology annotation, biological process: protein transport to vacuole involved in ubiquitin-dependent protein catabolic process via the multivesicular body sorting pathway. Bases 405 to 2396 code for a protein of 663 amino acids. NCBI's taxonomy places the organism in Eukaryota, Viridiplantae, Streptophyta, Magnoliopsida, Proteales, Proteaceae. The record is from RefSeq and is a predicted model, not a curated record. The transcript has 12 exons. Gene Ontology annotation, molecular function: phosphatidylinositol binding; ubiquitin binding.
AUAAAGAGCAGCGGGCCCACACAAUGAAGUGAAGUACACAUCAGAUUUGCACACUUGUCAUUCUAGGACACGUGUUUAUGCGUAGUUGGUUCGCAUCCUGCUUUUCUUUCUCUCUAACACUUGCUCUGAACAGAAAGACGAGAAAAGAAAGGAUGAACGAUCCGAAGCGAAAACUUCGGUUGGCGCAGAGAGAUAACUACUUCGACUUUGAAAAAGAGAAACCCAAAGUGCGAGAGAGCUUCCAAUGCUCUUCUUUGGUUAGGCCUUUUGACCUGGUUGGUUUUCUCUUCCCUUGCCUCUAGGGUUUUAAUCUCAGUCUGAUCUCUGAUCAUCCAACCAAGGAACUUUUGCCGGAAUUUGCUGAUUAAUCACCUGUUGUUUCAGGGUCGUCUCCGUUUGCAGAUAUGGUGAAUUCGUUGGUCGAACGAGCGACGAGUGAUAUGCUGAUCGGUCCCGACUGGGCCAUGAACAUUGAGAUCUGUGACAUUGCGAAUCACGAUCCAGCGCAAGCGAAGGAUGUUGUCAAAGGUAUUAAAAAGCGUCUUGGGAGUAAGAAUCCGAAGGUCCAGCUGCUUGCCCUCACACUGUUGGAGACAGUAAUAAAGAAUUGUGGCGACAUCGUCCAUAUGCAUGUUGCCGAUAGAGAUAUUCUUCAUGAGAUGGUGAAGAUAGUUAAAAAGAAGCCUGAUUUUCAUGUCAAGGAGAAGAUACUGACCCUAAUAGAUACCUGGCAAGAAGCUUUUGGAGGACCAAGAGCUAGAUAUUCUCAAUACUAUGCUGCAUAUCAGGAGUUGUUGCGUGCUGGAGCAGUAUUUCCUCAGAGAUCUGAGAGGUCUGCACCCAUAUUUACACCUCCACAAACACAGCCUCUAUCAUCAUAUCCCCAAAACUUGCGUAAUACUGAUUACCAGCAGGAGGUAUCUGAGUCUUCAAUAGGCUCUGAAUCUGAUUCUCCAACCUUGAGCCUGACAGAAAUUCAGAAUGCUCGGGGUAUUAUGGAUGUCCUUACAGAAAUGCUAAAUGCAGUGGAACCAGGGAACAAAGAGGGGCUUAGGCAGGAGGUAAUUGUUGAUAUGGUUCAACAGUGCCGCACGUACAAGCGGAGAGUGGUCCAUUUAGUUAACACAACUUCGGAUGAAUCUUUGCUUUGUCAAGGUCUAGCAUUGAAUGAUGACUUGCAGCGUUUAUUAGCCAAGCAUGAAGCCAUUGCUUCUGGAACUGCUGUUCCUGUUCGUGCGGAGAAACCGAAAAGUCCUCAGGCACUUGUGGACGUUGAUGAACCUGUAGUUAAUAGCAAUGGAAGGUCCACUUCAAGUACUGCUGAAGCAAGUCAACCUCUUGAGUUGUUGCCAGCCCCUCCUGCAUUGAAUGGUCCAGCGACAGCUCCAGCAAGGAUUGAUCCUAAAAUGGACCUUCUCAGUGGUGAAGAUUACAAUUCUCCUACUGCAGAUAAUUCACUAGCACUUGUUCCAGUGGGAGAACCACAACCAAGCAGUCCUAUGUCUCAACAGAACAUGCUUGCUCUUUCAGACAUGUUUCAUCAGAAUAAUGGUAGUACAAUUUCUUUCAAUACUCAGACAGUUAUGCAAGGUGGACUAAUGUACCCUACAUCGCCACAGUUUUCUCAGCAGAGGCCCCCACAAUCCCCUCGAUCCCCAUCUUAUUUCAAUGGAAGUACUCCAAACAUGGGGUUCUCUCAAUAUGAGCACUCACCUUAUGGUAAUCCUGCAUGGAAUGACCAGGUUUCUCUAGGCAUGAACCACCAGCAACAACUCAGUUAUGGUGCUCAAAGUAGUGGGGCGCUGCCUCCUCCACCCUGGGAAGAUCAAUUAACAGAAGGUAGCCCGCUGGGAGGGACAAAAUACCCCCAACCGUUGCAUCUCACCCAGGUUGUGAUCAAUUCUCCUCAACCAGUUCCGAGUAGCCCACGUUCUCAGCCAACAGGGAAUGACAAUGUGGUAGGUAUGUAUAUUCAACCAAUUACGAGCGGUCAGUUAGCAGCCAUCAACACUCAACCCAUCCAGAGCAACCAGAUGGUGGGCAUACAUCCUCCGCCAAUCCAUGGAGGGCAGAUGAUGGGCAUGUUACCUCAGCCAAUUACAAACGGUCAGUUACCAGCCAUCAACACUCAACCCAUCCAGAGCAACCAGAUGCUGGGCAUCAACAUGGGAUAUGGUUAUGGUUAUCCAAUGGAGGCUCAAUAUCUCGAACAGAGAAUGUAUGGGCUAUCUGUUCAGGAUGAAAGUGCUUUACAGAACUCUUCCUACGUGUCUCCUACUUCCUAUCUGCCGCCGGGCAGGAAAUCCAAGCCAGAGGAUAAGCUGUUUGGGGACCUUGUGAACAUGGCAAAUGUGAAACCAAAGAAUACCACUCCUGGUCGAGCUGGAAGCAUGUAGACACUUGGUGCUUAACCUAUUUUUUUAUUCCCGUUUUUUCUUCUUCCUAAAUUAAUUUUUCUCACUUUCUCCUUCCCUUACAUAUAUUCUUCACUGUUGGCCUCUUAUUUGUAUUGCUUGUAUGGCGAUUGAAAUCAUGUACAUUCCCUGUAGAGAAGAGAAUGGAAGACUGACAAUUCUUUGCUUUCGCCGAA